AUUCCUUUGUUUUGGUUGAGUUCGAUUAACCUCUUUCCCGCAUCUAUAUCGCAAUGAUGUCAUAAAGGAGGGUGGGGUGACAUGCUAGUUAUCUUCACCUAGGUGACAUGUUGGAUGCCCUCUAUGACAUCAUAGACCACUGUAUGGCACAACAUUCCUAUCAAACAUUCUUAACACCACAACUCACCUGUCUCUGUACAGAGUAGUUGCUUUUUGAAUUUUACUGAUUGAGAGAUGGCUUUGUACUCUUCCAGUAUUAAAUGGUUGGUUAUUGUAAUCUUGGUAUUACACCAUCUGGACGGCAAGGAUUUUCGGGAUAACCUGAUGCCCCCCAUGGGCAUUUGGCAGUGGGCCAGCAUGCCUCACAUUGAACUGAAGACCAACACCAUCAACUUCCAUCAACGACCCUGGACCACACAGAACACCAACGAGACAUUAUGGAGAUGGAUUGGGGGUAAGGCCCUGCGACAGACUUGUGUCCUAUCCAGGGGGUGUACAUCAAGCUGCCUCAUGCUACAAAAACAGGAGAUAGGCUCCUGCCCUAUGGGCCAUUGUGGCUUCGACAAGCCCACCACCACCCAGACCAGAAACAGUAUUGACCAGAAAUACAGAGAUGUUAGUGCUUUGCACCAGACAACCAGUGAUUCUACAGCCAGCCGCAGAACGCGUCGCCCCCGAGUAGCUGAGCUCAGGAGUAGGGAGAGAGCGGGAGCAAGUGAGCUUGUGUGGAAGAAGACCAACACCAUCAACUUCCAUCAACGACCCUGGACCACACAGAACACCAACGAGACCAUUGGACACAGUUUGCACAAGUGCACCGGAGAGGCUUGUGUUAUGGUCAGCUUGGAACCCACUGCUACCCGGGUAGCUACAAACAACACUAACCAACUCAGUGGCCUUGUCGUUAGCGUGUCCGCCCUGAGAUUGGAAGGUCGGGUGGUUUAUCCGCGGUCCAAUCAUACCAAAGACUCUAAAAACGGGACCUGGUGCCUCUCAGCUUGGCACACAUUAUGGAAAUGGAUUGGGGGUAAGGCCCUGCGACAGACUUGUGUCCUAUCCAGGGGGUGUACAUCAAGCUGCCUCAUGCUACAAAAACAGGAGAUAGGCUCCUGCCCUAUGGGCCAUUGUGGCUUCGACAAGCCCACCACCACCCAGACCAGAGACAGUAUUGACCAGAAAUACAGAGAUGUUAGUGCUUUGCACCAGACAACCAGUGAUUCUACGGCCAGCCGCAGAACGCGUCGCCCCCGAGUAGCUGAGCUCAGGAGUAGGGAGAGAGCGGGAGCAAGUGAGCUUGUGUGGAAGAAGACCAACACCAUCAACUUCCAUCAACGACCCUGGACCACACAGAACACCAACGAGACCACUGGACACAGUUUGCACAAGUGCACCGGAGAGGCUUGUGUUAUGGUCAGCUUGGAACCCACUGCUACCCGGGUAGCUACAAACAACACUAACCAACUCAGUGGCCUUGUCGUUAGCGUGUCCGCCCUGAGAUUGGAAGGUCGGGUGGUUUAUCCGCGGUCCAAUCAUACCAAAGACUCUGAAAACGGGACCUGCCGCAGAACGCGUCGCCCCGAGUAG
Molecule: messenger RNA, 1584 nt
Organism: Coregonus clupeaformis (lake whitefish)
Lineage: Eukaryota; Metazoa; Chordata; Actinopteri; Salmoniformes; Salmonidae
Exons: 3
Coding region: 235-1584 (449 amino acids)
Source: RefSeq, a predicted model, not a curated record